This is a messenger RNA of Drosophila bipectinata, 1735 nucleotides long. RefSeq names its product calphotin. Lineage: Eukaryota; Metazoa; Arthropoda; Insecta; Diptera; Drosophilidae. The record is from RefSeq and is a predicted model, not a curated record.
AGCAGAAGUGACUUAAUACGGAAAUCGAAAGCGGAAGAAAGCACAAUGUUCAAAAUUAAUAUUGUUUUGUGUGCGGUGCUGAGUGUCGUUUCGCCUGCUUUUGGGAGUUUCUUUCAUGGACCUCAGCAAGUUCAGGUUCCCGUGGGAGUUCCGGUUCCUGUGCCCGUUCCCGUGCCCUCGCCAGUGGCAGUUCCGACUCCUGUGGCCGUGCCCACACCCGUGGCUGUUCCCGCUCCCGUGGCUGUUCCUGUUUCGGAUACCAUAACCGUUCCCGCUGCCUUCAGUGCUCCUCCAUCAGCAAUAGCCUAUGCCGCUCCAGUCCACCAUGCUCCUCCGGCCAUAUUCAAGUAUGCCACAGCCUAUGCGGCGCCCCCACCCCCGCCAGUCAUCAGGUACUCCCUGGGAGCGCCUGUAACGACCACAACCACCACUUACACUGGCUUCGCUGCACCACCAGUGCCCCAUUUGGCGGCACCGCAACCACAGUUCAUCAGUAACUUUGCCGCCCCACCUGCUGCCUUCCGGUUUUCAGCUUCGCCCUCCUAUGGAAGAUACAAGCUCCACUUUGGGGCACCUCCCCCUUCCCCAGCUGCUGUUUACGGACCACCCCCCGCCCCAGCGGCAGUCUACGGCCCGCCUCCCUCGCCCUACGGCGCUCAGGGCUGCUCCCAGCUGGCCUACUACCACUACCCGGCUCCCAACAGGCAGGUCGUGCAGAGGCAGCCACAGCCCCAGCCCCAGCAGCGAUACCAACAGGUGGUGGCCAAGGCUCCCCAGCAGUACACCCAAGUGGCCCGGCAGUUUUCUGAGCCUGCCCUGGAACAGGCCGCCUUCACCCAGGCUCUGACCAGCCAGGGCUAUGUGUUCGGAGUACCCUCAUCACAGCUCCAGGUGGCGCCGCCAGCUCCUCCUCAGCCAAUACAGCAGGUGGCCAAGCCAUCCGGACGUUCCAUACCUGCCAGUGCCACUGCCGCUGCCGCAUCCACCGUCUCUGCCAACUCCCUGGAUGCCAACUCCCUGAAUCUCAAGCUGCCAGUGCCCUUUGCUACUGACUUGGCUGGAAAUAAACAUUAUCGCUCAAGAGCUUUAGACAAAACCAACCAACCAAGCAAAAUGUACAAGUUUCUGGUCAUUGCCGCCCUCAUCGCCUGCUCGGCCGCCAAGCCAGGAGUGGUAGCCCCCCUCGCUGCCCCUCUGGCUGCCCCGCUCGCCUACGCCAACGCUCCUUUGUACGCCGCUGGUGGCAGCAGCCAGGUAGAUGUCCGCAACAACUACGACGGCACUCUGUCCUCCUACACCACCGCCCCCUUUGAGUUCACCGCUCCCUACUCCAGCCGCUACGUCUCCGGAAUCCCCGCUGCUCCCGCCGUAGUGGCCAAGUACACCGCUCCUCUGGCUGCCCCAGUUGCUGCUCCUCUGGCUGCUCCAGUUGCUGCUCCUCUGGCCGCUGCUCCCUACACCGCUGCCUACUCCGCUCCUCUGGCCGCCGCUGCCUACUCCGCCCCUCUGGCCGCUGCUGCAUACUCCGCCCCUCUCGCCGCCGCCGCUUACUCCGCCUACCCAUAUGCCUCCCCCUACGCCUCCCCCUACCUGGCCACCCCUUACGCCGCUCCCCUUGCUGCCGCUGCUCCAGCACCAGUGGUUGUCUAAGGAAGCAUCCACCCAUCUUCCCAACAACAUAGACAAAUCUUAAAAAACUGAAUAAAUAAUUAUCGAAUUUUAAAAAACAUAAAAA